Molecule: messenger RNA, 3283 nt
Organism: Oryzias latipes (Japanese medaka)
Lineage: Eukaryota; Metazoa; Chordata; Actinopteri; Beloniformes; Adrianichthyidae
Gene: ubtfl
Product: upstream binding transcription factor, like
Source: RefSeq, a predicted model, not a curated record
GAUCACGUGCGCUCCGUCAGGGCGUCUGAUCAGAUCAUCGUUAUAUCUUUAAACUUGGAUCCACAUAAAAUCAGAAUUUCACUAAAGAAAAAAAUAUAUAUUGUGGAUUAAUGCAAAACACUCCCGCUGUAUCUUCUCAUUUAAUGUUGAACUAUUUGAUCCACUCGGUCCCAAACUUCUCAGAAGGGACCGCAAACUGCAGGGGCUCGGACCGGCGAAUGGUGAACUCUCAGCGGGCAGGACGCCACGAGGAUGCGCGCAGCUGUGCAGUGGGAAGCGUGCCGACCCGCCGCCUCCGGGCCACCGAUGUGCUGCAGUCACGGAGCGCCGCGCGCGCCGGCGACGUCCGCGUGACUUUCCGGGGACUCUGGUUAUCAGUGCGCGAGGAAGACGCGGGGCCGAAACAUCAGUCUACUCUCUGCUGCAUCUUUGUCAGCGGGUCCCCGGGCCCCGUUCAGUCAGACACGGUCGGUGAGGAAUCUGGACCCGGACCAGCAGAUUUACAGCAAGCAGGUGGAUCACCUGAAAAAGACGUUUUUUCUAUAAAGGAAAAAAAAGGGGGAAACCCACUUUGCCACCAUUAAAACCUGCUGCGAGUUCCUCCCCCUGCGGCGCUGGGCGGAGUUUCAUACCGGACUAGACGCUCCUUUUGUCGGAUUCGUUUCGACCUGAAUCCCCGGGGUUUGCAGCUAAAAAAUACCCACUUUGACGGGCCCGAAUCAGUAAAAUCGACCACGGUGGUGAUCGGUGAUCGCCAGGGUUUCUAUCUAAACCAACAGAGGAGGCGGAGCCUUCUCCAUCAGUCGCUGCAGGAUGAACGGCGGCGGCAGCGUCUCCACAGCGCAGAGCGCCAGGACCAAGGCGGACACAGAUAACUGGAGCAAGGAGGACUGCCUGACUCUGUUGGAGAGGAUCCGCAGUCUCCUGCCAGACGGAGACGCCAUGAAAUACAAAACCACAGAGUCUCACUUUGACUGGGAAAAAGUGUGUUUCGGCAGCUUCACCGGAGACAUGUGUCGGCAGAAGUGGCAGAAGGUCUCAACAGAGGUUCGGAAGUACAGAACAAUGACAGAGCUCAUUGUGGACGCCAUCGAAUUUGUCAAGAACCCGUACAAAGGGAAAAAGCUGAAGACACACCCAGAUUUCCCUAAGAAGCCCCUGACUCCAUAUUUUCGGUUCUUCAUGGAGAAAAGAGCCAAAUAUGCCAAAAUCCACCCAGAGAUGAGCAACCUGGACUUGACAAAGAUCUUGUCUAAGAAGUACAAAGAGCUCCCAGAAAAAAAGAAGCAAAAGUACAUCACAGAGUUUCAGCGGGAGAAGGAAGAGUUUGAGAAAAACAUGACGCGUUUUAAGGAAGAACAUCCAGAACUCAUCGAGGAAAGGAAGAAGUCGGACCUGCCGGAAAAACCCAAAACCCCCCAGCAGCUGUGGUACAACCAUGAAAAGAAGCUCUACAUGAAGGUCCACCCGGAGGUGAGUCAGAAGGAGCUGAAGGAGGCUCUGAGGAGGCAGUGGUCCCAGCUCUCUGACAAAAGGAGACUCAAGUGGAUUAGCAAAGCCCUGGAACUGCAGAAGGACUACAAGGGCAGCAUGAGGGCGUAUCACGAAGCUCACCCAGACGUCAACUCAGACGAUCCCGUUCGCUCCGUCCUCACCAAGGCCGAGAGACAGCUAAAAGACAAAUUUGAUGGCCGGCCGACAAAGCCUCCACCCAAUGGCUACUCUCUGUACUGCGCUGAGCUGAUGGUGAACAUGAAGGACGUCCCCAGCACAGAGCGCAUGGUGCUGUGCAGCAAACAGUGGAAGAUGAUGACGCAGAAGGAGAAGGACAUGUUCCAGAAGCGCUGCGAGCAGAAAAAGAAGCAGUACGACAUCGACCUGCAGCGGUUCCUUGAGAGUCUUCCAGAUGAAGAACGAGACAGAGUGCUGGGAGAGGAGAAGAUGGGUGGUUCCAAAGGGACCGUAGCCUCAAGCCCACAUCGAGCAAAAUCUCCAUCAGUGAAGGAGCGUACCCGUGAAGUGGAGCCAGAGUCGUGGGUACCCCCCGGACCACCCAAAGAUCGGCGGGAUGGUAAGAAGACGGUGAAGCUUCCAGAGACGCCGAAAACGGCUGAGGAGAUGUGGCAGCACAGUGUAAUUGGAGACUACCUGGCUAAAUACAGAAGCGAUCGCAGGAAGGCCCAGGUGGCGAUGGAGGCAGCCUGGAAAUCAAUGGAGAAGAAGGAGAAGAUUCCAUGGAUCAAGAAAGCAGCAGAGGACCAGAAGCGUUACGAGGUUCAGUACCGACCCGUGAGGGAGCUGUUGGAGAUGAGAUCUCCUGCAGCUGGACAGAGGAAGCCCAAGUUUGAUGGAGAACCCAAAAAACCUCCAGUGAGCGGGUAUCAGAUGUUCUCCCAGGAACUGCUGACCAAUGGGGAACUAAACCACUUCAGCUUGAAGGAGCGCAUGGUGGAGAUCGGCAAACGCUGGCAGAAGCUGAGCCAGACCCAGAAAGACAAGUACAAGAAGCAGGUGGAGGAGCAGCAGGUGGAAUACAAGGCCGAGUUGGAGGCCUGGGUCAAGUCUCUCUCUGUUCAAGAUCGAGCGGCCUACAAAGAGUUCUCCUCCUCGAAACGUCGCAGCACUACAAAAGUCCGCAGUAGUCCUGUGGCCAAAGUCCGCGUCACAGCAAAGGGGAAGGCCAGCGGAUCAAGACCCGCCCCUCCGGCUGUCACCGUCAACAAAAGGGCGAUGGCGUAUCGGGCCAAGCAGGACAUGUCCGACUCUGACGAGGAAGAGGAGAAAAGUGACUCCACAGAGUCUGAUGAUGACGACGAAACUUCAGGAAGCUCAGACAGUGAGGAUGACGAUGAGAACGAUGACGAUGAAGAGGAUGACGAUGAUCAGAGUUCGUCGGAGGAAUCCAGCGAUUCAGACUCCGACUAGCUCCACCCCGUCCCCCUCAUUGAAGAGGACAGGGUGUGCAGGCCACGCCUCCUCAGGUGCCAUUCAUCCCAGUGGAUCAAUGAGAGGUGGUGAUGUGUGAAGUGGGCGGAGCCAGAUGGAGUUUUGUUACCUGUGUUUUUUUUGUCUUUUAUCGAGUGUUUGUUGGUUUUUAUCAGGACAUUUCAGAGGGACAGAGAAAAGCUCACGGGAGCUUCCCCGUUUUUCUUUUUGGAGCGCAGUGUUGUGGGUGGGGUUUGUUGCAGGCGGGAGUCGGAGCCUGUGCGUUACCACUGAGGGAGGAGUCGGUGUUGAACCUCCACUCAGCAGUUCAAAAACUAAAUAAAUGCACUUUUUCUCA